GGGGAUUGUGUUGAUACAUAGAAGUUCAGUCUCUCCAUUGUGCUGAUUGAGUAAGGAAUAUCAGAAAAGCGCUGCAGAUAAUAAUAGUGGUUUUUGGUUCCCACGACAAAAGUACAAAAUGGCAAAGCCAGUUUUAUACUAUGCUACGCUAAGUCCACCAUCGCGUGCUGUUUUGUUGACAUCAAAUGCGGUUGGCGUUGAGCUGGAAUUACGCCCCAUUAAUCUAUUGAAGGGCGAACAUCUAACGACCGAAUUUAUUAAAAUAAACCCACAGCAUACUAUUCCCACCCUAAUUGACGAUGGAAAUGUUAUAUACGAUUCACAUGCCAUAUGUGGUUACUUAGUCGACAAGUAUGGAAAGGAAGAUAAGCUGUAUCCAAAGGAUCUAGUGAAACGUGCGCAAGUGAACGCACGUCUACAUUUCGAUUCAGGGCAUUUGUUUGCCCGUUUACGUUUCCUUUACGAACCCAUUCUGUAUUAUGGCUCAACCGAUUGUUCUAUGGAUAAAAUUGCCUAUAUACAAAAGACAUAUGAAAUUUUGGAGGAAAUGUUGAAAGAGCACCCGUACGUGUGUGGUGACGAUUUGACAAUUGCUGAUUUCUGUUGUGUAGCAACGAUAACUUCUGUCGAUGAGGUAGCGCCAAUUGACGAGUUUAAAUUCCCCAAACUACGUGCCUGGCUGAAACGAUUGUCGGAGACUCCUAGCUAUCAAAAAAUUAAUCAAGAUGGUGCUGAUGAAUUAAAGAAGAUAUUUAAGGAAAUUUUAGCAGAUAAUCGCUCAAAGCAAAAGUAAUGCUGUCGUUUAAUAAAGAUAAAUACAUAUAUUUACAACAAAGAGACAUGUCAAUACAUAAAAAACCUUAUAUCAUUAUUUAGAAACUAAUUAGAAAUUAAAUUUACGAAAUAAAGAUUAACCAAAAAUGAUCACUAG
Rhagoletis pomonella (apple maggot) is the source of this 931-nucleotide messenger RNA. RefSeq names its product glutathione S-transferase 1 (gene GstE12). NCBI's taxonomy places the organism in Eukaryota, Metazoa, Arthropoda, Insecta, Diptera, Tephritidae. The transcript has 3 exons. Gene Ontology annotation, molecular function: glutathione transferase activity. Gene Ontology annotation, biological process: glutathione metabolic process. The record is from RefSeq and is a predicted model, not a curated record. Bases 119 to 793 code for a protein of 224 amino acids.